Molecule: messenger RNA, 1940 nt
Organism: Marchantia polymorpha subsp. ruderalis
Lineage: Eukaryota; Viridiplantae; Streptophyta; Marchantiopsida; Marchantiales; Marchantiaceae
Source: the annotation of a GenBank genome assembly
GCGGGUUGGAGCGCAUGGGUCAAAGGAAAGCACCCGCCGGGGUCGGCAGUCGCGGGUUGGUCGGGCGGGGAUAGCAUCAGCAGGAGGAAUAUGAUGGAUCGGAGGUUCGUUGCGGUGAAAUUCUUCCGUAUAGUAUGAGGAGUGUGGAAAUGGCAAUGGCGCUGUCGGCAGGCUCGAGCUUCGUCGUCCGCAGCAGAAGCGAGUUGUGCGCAUCGACUGCAGCUUCUUCUUCCGCCCGCGCUAUUUGUCGUUCUGCGUCCGGCCCGCGGUUGUCCGCUGAUCGGCCUGAAUUCUGUUGCUCUUUCGACCUGAGGACGCUGGCCUUUGGUGGCGCGCCAGGCCCAGCACCAUGCUCGUCUUUCAGCCGACGGUUUAUGACAUUUUGUAGUUGCAGGCGAGGAAAAGUCUUUAAAUGUCCCGGCGUCUAUGGCACAGAGAAUCCAAAUCAGACUCCAGCCUGCUUCGUAUAGGAGCAGGCCGGUCGAGAGUGAGGACGUGGAACCUGAUCAUUUGUUGGUUCUAGUUCACGGAAUCCUUGCCAGUCCGAGCGAUUGGAAGUACGUCGAAGCUGAACUGAAGCCUCAGUUGGGAAACAGAUAUCUUCUAUUUGCCAGUGCUGUGAAUUCUUAUUUGAACACUUUCAACGGGAUUGAUACGGCAGGAAAGCGACUCGCAGAAGAGGUAGGAUUUGUUGUCAAACGUACGCCAAGCUUGAAGAAAAUUUCGUUCCUUGGACAUUCUCUGGGAGGGUUGUUCUCGCGGUACGCUAUUUCUGCGCUUUACAAGUCUCCAUCAGGCGUCCUCUCUCUCACAGAAGAUCAGUCCCUCGUUGAAGAAUUAGAGAGGAGAGGAGAAAAGAAUGUACAUGAUACCCGCCAAAAAGCUACCAUAGCUGGGUUGGAACCUAUCGACUUUAUUACUCUUGCAACUCCUCAUCUUGGAGUUCGCGGAAGGCAGCAACUACCCUUUCUCUUGGGAUUGCCUGUCUUGGAGAAACUUGCUGCGCCAUUAGCUCCUUUCUUUGUUGGAAGUACUGGACGUCAGCUUUUUUUGACCGAUGGGAAGGCUAACGAACCACCCCUCUUACUGCGAAUGGCAACAGAUUGCGAAGAGGGACCGUUCAUAUCUGCGUUAAGAGCUUUUAAAUUGAGAAUCACCUAUGCAAAUGUCAGUUAUGAUCAUAUGGUUGGUUGGCGAACAUCUUCAAUACGACGUGAAUCAGAGCUUUCCAAGCCUCCACGCAGGUCUCUCGAGGGGUAUAAGCAUGUCGUAAAUGUUGUCGAUUAUCCACCCAUUGAAAGCUUGAAUCCCCAAUUUGAAGAGGGUACAGCUAGAGCAAAAGAAGCUGUACAGACAGCACCAACUAGCACCAAGAAGGCAACAGCCUAUCAUGAUAUACUAGAAGAGGAAAUGAUCAGAGGACUACAGCAAGUUGGUUGGCGGAAAGUUGACGUCAGCUUCCACGCAGCCCUCUGGCCAUUUCUAGCGCACAACUAUAUACAUGUAAAGCAGGAAUGGUUGCAUUACGAAGGCGCAGGUGUCAUACGACAUGUUGUAGAUACGCUAGGAAAUAAGGAUGAGAAAACUGUUGUGAAGUCAAAAUUGUAACAAGUAGACGGCAGUAUGUACAUUUAGAGAUUAAUAUUUGUCAUAAUUUUUGUUAUGAUAAUAAAACUCCAUGUAAGAGGGAUGAAAUCACAUUCUUAAGCUCAGUGGUUCACUUGUUCACAUUUUAUCCAAUUUCCAAGCAUACUGUUCUGGAGCUAGUGUACGUAAGGAGGAAUAAUAUUUGCACAAUCAAUUGAUCGAUCGUGCGAAGUAAAUUGAGUAACAAAUCGAUAAAUUCAGCCAUUCACGUAUUCAAGCCAGAACAGUAUAUCAUGUGUACCGAAGACCAUCUGCCACCUUUUGAUUUAAAGCCCAUCUGAAUUUCAAAUCCU